CCCCAACAUUACGGUAGUCAUCAUAAAGCAGCGACGUGACGUAUCAAAAAAAGCGACGCGCCUCAAUUUGUUGUCGUUCUCAGCGGGAACUAAACUCACCGAAGUGAAUGGAUACUUCUAUGUAAUCACAACGCAGACAUGUUCCACAACAGCUCCCAGAAGAAAUACUGGAUCUUCCCCAGUGAGGUCGAGGUGGAGCACAGGAGAAGUAAAGCGAACCAGAAAGUCCGCAGCAAGAUACUGGAGAGUGUGAAGAAGGGGGUCAGUGACUCCAUGUUCCUGGAGCGUCAUGAGGAAGACGUGUUAUUCAGACACUAUGAGAAGAGGCUGCUGGAUUUCUGCAACGUCUUCAAACCGGUCAUGCCCAAGUCUGUGGUGGGUACAGCCAUCAUGUACUUCAGAAGAUUCUACAUGAACAACUCCAUCAUGGAGUACCACCCUCGGAUUAUCAUGCUCACGUGUGCAUACCUGUCCUGCAAGGUGGAUGAGUUCAACGUGUCCAGCACCCAGUUUGUGGGGAACCUUGUGCAGGAGAGCCCAGCAGGACAGGAACGAGUCCUGGAGCAGAUCCUGGAGUUCGAGCUGCUGCUAAUCCAGCAGCUCCACUUCCACCUGGUGGUCCACAACCCUUACAGGCCCAUGGAGGGUCUGCUCAUCGACAUCAAGACGAGAUACCCCACGCUGGAGAAUCCAGAGUCACUGAGGAAGAAUGCGGACGACUUUCUGACACAGGCCGCCAUGACAGAUGCAGGGCUGCUGUUCCCCCCCUCUCAAAUCGCUCUGACAGCUAUUCUGAACAGCGCCUCCAGAGCCAGUCUCAGCAUGGAGAGCUACCUGAACGAAUGUCUGGGACUGAAAGGGGACAAAGAGUCUCUGUCAAAGAUGUACGACUCAAUGAGACGGAUGAAAACCCUCCUGAAGAAGUAUGAACUUCCCAAAGCGGAGGAGGUGAACGUUUGCAAACAGAAGCUGGAGAGGGUUCACGCUGAAUUUGGCAUCUCAAGCAACAAACGAAAGAGAGGAUACGAAGAAGACGGCCACGUAGCUAAAGAAGCCCGUUUGGCAGAAGAGGAGGAGUGGACAGAUGAAGACCUGGUAUGAGCUCCUUGUGGCUGUAGGAUCAUUUGCACUUUUCUACUUGAGCUGCCAAUGACCAAAACACAAUGUCACAAACAGUGCGCAUGUCAUUUACUUUCCCGCAUGACACUGCAGUAAAUCUUUUGGGUUUGCAUUUGUUCUCCAUUAAGAAUAAAGAUAUUUUUCUACAAA
This is a messenger RNA of Hippoglossus stenolepis (Pacific halibut), 1269 nucleotides long. RefSeq names its product cyclin H (gene ccnh). Gene Ontology annotation, molecular function: cyclin-dependent protein serine/threonine kinase regulator activity. NCBI's taxonomy places the organism in Eukaryota, Metazoa, Chordata, Actinopteri, Pleuronectiformes, Pleuronectidae. The transcript has 10 exons. Gene Ontology annotation, biological process: regulation of transcription by RNA polymerase II; DNA-templated transcription; regulation of cyclin-dependent protein serine/threonine kinase activity. The record is from RefSeq and is a predicted model, not a curated record. The coding region runs from base 139 to 1101 and encodes 320 amino acids. Gene Ontology annotation, cellular component: transcription factor TFIIK complex; nucleus.